CUUACCUUCUUCACUCCUCUCUCGGUCGCUGCUACAUGAAUGAUGUCCUCGCUGUUUUAAGUGCUUUCAUCAUAUUGCUGUCGUGCUGUGCGUUGUCCGCAGUGUCUGCUCCUACGCUCCAUCUCGUCCCUCUUCUCUUCGCGCAUAAACCGGAAAUCCUACCAAAGCACGAUGAGCAACGAAGCCGAAUCCUCAUUGCCAAAGCUGUCGCUACAUCUCCCGAGCUCUGUCAGCGAGACAGAGAACUGGGAUCGUACCUCGGAGAUACGUGGCAAUUUUGAGUUGUCCAACGCAGGGACCCUAGGAGAUGCUGGUGAGGGUGGAGUAGCAAGGACGGGUUUGCCGGAGGCAGGUGCUGGAAAGCGGACGCUGCCCGAGCUCUUGAGGCUGCACGCGGAGAAGGGAAAGGAUGUUAUGUUCAGCCCGACGGAGGUGAGGAGCCUGGCUGAGGUUCUAGGCAAAUGGAUAAAUUCGGGCCCGUCCCCGUAUGAGUCCGAAGACGACUUCUUCAAGCGCCUCGAUAGCGAAUCGGCAUCCGCAUUCAAGCGUGUGUCACCGUCUACGCACACCGCCUCCGACUGAUCAAUGAUGCUCUGAUGCUUCAAUAACCUAAAGAUGUUUACCUGAUGGUCCUCUCGUUCAUCCAGACUCGGUUAUUUAUGACGUUGUUUAUGGGUUCCAUUGAUGAUAUUCAUACCUGAGAUACCCUCCAUUUUAUAGCACAAUCCCACGUUCUUUCAUGUCACCCACCCAUGUCUCCAUAUGGGCUCUCCUCUGAAGAAAUCUAUAAUCCCCUGCCUAAAUACUGAAUGUGUAUAUCUGCCUGCUUUGCUCCUGGAUGUUCCAAUGUUUUGUUAUUUGAGUUGCUAGAUAUAAACAACCGAACACCAUUUAUUACUUACCCCCCUAAGAGGCAUAGUGUUUGUUGCAAACUGCGAGCAUCGUCCAACCAAGAAAUAGUAUAAGUUACACCA
Molecule: messenger RNA, 974 nt
Organism: Laetiporus sulphureus 93-53
Lineage: Eukaryota; Fungi; Basidiomycota; Agaricomycetes; Polyporales; Laetiporaceae
Exons: 2
Coding region: 172-582 (136 amino acids)
Source: RefSeq, a predicted model, not a curated record